Messenger RNA from Vigna angularis (adzuki bean), 1410 nucleotides. Its product is annotated as homeobox-leucine zipper protein HAT4. Gene Ontology annotation, biological process: regulation of DNA-templated transcription. NCBI's taxonomy places the organism in Eukaryota, Viridiplantae, Streptophyta, Magnoliopsida, Fabales, Fabaceae. The transcript is spliced from 4 exons. The record is from RefSeq and is a predicted model, not a curated record. Gene Ontology annotation, cellular component: nucleus. The coding region runs from base 236 to 1123 and encodes 295 amino acids. Gene Ontology annotation, molecular function: sequence-specific DNA binding; DNA-binding transcription factor activity, RNA polymerase II-specific.
GAGAUAACUGGCUUGCUGACAUAAAGUCAUCAUUGAACUUACACACUACUUCCACCCAUUCUCUCUCUUUUCUAUAUAAUCUCAACCCACACGGCCCCCCUUUCCACUCCUCCACAACUCCACCCCCUGCUUUUCAUCAUCAUCAUCAUCCCCUUCUUACUCUCUCUCAACUGCACCUCAAUCUCACUCCCUCGUUACCCAACUUCUUCAUCGGUUAAAUUUUAUAAAGCUAGAUAUGAUGGUUCAAAAGGAAGAUUUGGGUUUGAGUCUAAGCCUCAACUUCCGUCACAAUAUUCCCAAUCCUCAACAUCUUACUCUCAUCUCCUCCUCUACUCAUUCGUCUUCCCCUUCCGCUUCAAAUCCUUUUAAACCCUCUUGGAACGACGCUUUCGCCUCCUCCGAUCGAAACUCGGACUCAUGCAGAGGCGAAACCCGAUCGUUCCUGCGCGGAAUCGACGUGAAUCGGUUACCUUCGGCCGUGGACAUGGAAGAGGAAGCGGGAGUUUCGUCUCCGAACAGCACCGUUUCGAGCGUGAGCGGAAAACGAAGCGAGCGAGAACCCAACGGCGAAGAACACGACAUGAACAGAGCCUGUUCCCGCGGAAUCAGCGACGAAGAAGACGGCGAAACCUCAAGGAAAAAACUGAGACUCUCCAAAGACCAAUCAGCUAUUCUGGAAGAAAGUUUCAAAGAGCACAAUACCCUCAACCCGAAGCAAAAACUUGCACUGGCAAAACAGCUAGGCCUUCUACCAAGACAGGUUGAGGUGUGGUUUCAGAACCGAAGAGCAAGGACUAAGCUGAAGCAAACCGAGGUGGACUGCGAGGUGUUGAAAAGGUGCUGCGAGAAUCUGACGGAGGAAAAUAGAAGGUUGCAGAAGGAAGUCCAGGAGCUUAGAGCACUGAAACUUUCCCCUCAGUUUUACAUGCAAAUGACCCCUCCCACCACACUCACCAUGUGCCCAUCUUGCGAGCGGGUGGCUGUGCCGUCGUCGACCGUGGAUGCCGCCACGCGUCAUCAUCCCAUGGGCCAGGCCCAGAGCCACAGUCGGGCCCUAGGCAUGGGGCCGUGGGGUUCGGCAGCUUCCAUUCCGCAGCGGGGCUUCGAUGGUUUCCACCACUGAUUGUGAAUAAUCUAUGGUAGCAGUAGGGUGUAGGUGAAAGAUGGGGGAAACAGUGAGAGGUAUGGAUCUAGGACACGGUGAUUAGAAGAAGGGUUCUGGUGGGUUUCCAAUGUUUUGUACCACUUUGACUCAUGAUCUUUUGUUUUUUGCUUGGAUGACCCGUAUUAGUUAGGAGGUUUUCAGUUUUUAAUAUUACUUAACCUUUUCCCAUCUCAACACUAAACACACACUUUGUGUAAAGUGCAAUUGUCUAGUUAAAUUAAAUUAUAUACCCUGUUUUUCUCAAA